Messenger RNA from Sclerotinia borealis F-4128, 1293 nucleotides. The record is from the annotation of a GenBank genome assembly. Lineage: Eukaryota; Fungi; Ascomycota; Leotiomycetes; Helotiales; Sclerotiniaceae.
AUGGACUCCUAUAGUGUAAUUGGUAUUGGCAAUGCGACACCUUCGUCAACCUCACUUUCCUCGCAGUCCUCAUGGCUAUCAUCCACUCUAUUCUCAUCUUUCAAUUUCUUUUUGAAACCCUACGGCACCGCCUUCACCUAUCUCGGGCUCGGCAGAUGUCUCUUCCUCGCCCUCAUCCUAUCCAUACUUGAAAUCGUUAGUCUCCUGGCAAUCACCACCCGGUAUCUAGGAACCGAGUUCCUCUCUAACCUCCCAUUCACAAGCGCCGUAGGUGUAGCACUCAGAACCCACGUGCCCUUCGGAGCCGCCAAGAUUCGCAACCACAGUUCUACCCCCAACUUGGCCAAUUCUCAACUUAUAGAAUUCUCAAUCUUCGUUUCUGUUUGGAUGGAUGGUGCUUGCAAUUACGGUGCUCUGAGCGAUCAUCUGAUGGGAAAAUGCGCUAGGGUUAUGAGGGGUGAUGAUAGGCCCGCUGUUCAGGGACCAGGAGGAAAUUCGAUGAUUGAGAUUAUUCCUAUAAGAUGGCGUGCCAUUUUAUUAACAGGAAAUCAAUCUGUGUUGUGUGUUAAAUGGAUCGCAAAAGAGCAGCUUUCCUAUGCAACAUGGUAUGCAGGAGGAUUGUAUGUCGAUAGUAAAUGGAUGGCCCAAGGACUGUGGACUAGUGCCAGGUGGUCAGUAGAAAGCAUACUUCGAGGUACCCAGUGGCUUGCUGCUAGAAUCAUUGAAGGCUACCAAAAUAUGGUAGCAAUUGGUUACAGGAUUGCAGGAGUUCUUUCCAACUGGGGCACAUGCAUAUCCCAAACAGCAAUUGCAAUCUACCAGUACAUGGCAGCAAGUGUCUGCUGGAUCGCAGGCAUUCUCUUCAACUGUGGCACAUGUAUAUCCCGAAAAACAAUUGCAAUCAUGGUGUACAUCAUAGCAAUUGUCUCCUGGAUCUCAAGAUUUCCUCUUACAAUGGGCACAUGGGUAUCAGCAAAAAUCCUUGCAGUUUGCCAGUAUAUUAUAGCAAAUCGUGGCCAAAUCGCCAAAUAUUUGCUGCAAUUUUGCCUUUGGGUGUCCAAAGGUAUACUUACAGUUUUUUGGAAGACGGUAGUAUGGGUUCUUAAGUGCAUUGUGAGAAUUCUGUGCUUCAUUCCCAGGACACUGUUUGAAAUGCUUUCUAAGAUUUUUAAUGUAUUUUUUGAUCCACCGGUAGAUGAAGAAGAGGAACCUAAGAUAAUCGAAAGCAGACAGGCAAGAAGAAAGAGAGAAAGAAAAGAGGCAAGGGCGCGGGAAAGGCAAACUUCUGGUUAA